Camellia sinensis is the source of this 1854-nucleotide messenger RNA. RefSeq lists its product as uncharacterized. Lineage: Eukaryota; Viridiplantae; Streptophyta; Magnoliopsida; Ericales; Theaceae. The record is from RefSeq and is a predicted model, not a curated record.
AUGGCUGGCCACCGGCGCAGUGACGCCUUGAUGUGCUUCAUAUUCCCAGCCAGCUUGGGAGAACUGGGCCUGAAAUGGUUCGAAAGGCUUUCAGAAGGGAGUAUAGAGGGGUGGCAGCAACUAGCAGAAGCCUUCGUCACCAGAUUCAAAACCAACACUCGAACGCCGAAGGAGGUCGAUUAUCUUCUGGGCGUCAAGAUGGAGUCAGGGGGAUCAUUGAAGGCAUACAACGCGAAGUACUGGGAAACUUACAACGAAAUCCUCGACUGUCCUACCAAUCUGGCGAUCAUUCAAUACAAGCGGGGUCUCCCAAUCGGGCAUAGGCUGCGGGACUCGCUCACAAUGCACCAACCCACAACCAUGGAGUCCUCGAUGCAGCGGAUCAAUGAGCACAUUCGUGUGGAGGAUGAUGCCGCCUCCGCGACCGAGAAGGUUAAUCCGAUCGCAGCAGACAGAAGGGUCGCAGGGAAAGUUCACUCGGUCGGGCAGGAGGAUAACCGCCCAAGCAACCGGCCAAAAGAUCGACGACGUGGCCAAAACCGCGAUGACAGAAACAAGGGUCGCAAAAACGACCGAGCUAACGCUCCCCGUGAUGCAGCGGAGGAUGCUAAGAGAAAAUUGAAGGCGCGGACUGGAAUCACCACGGUCUUUAAAAUCCCUAUCUACGGCAUCUUGAGUGAGAUCAGAGGCGAGCCUUUUGUCCACUGGCCGGCCAAGUUGGGAAAUGCACAGAGAGGCUUCAACUCAAGGUAUCGUUGCACCUUCCAUGAGGAACGGGGACACCGAACGGAAGACUGCUUGCCGCUCAAACAACAUUUAGAAGAGCUAGUAGCCGCGGGACAUCUUGACCAAUACAUAGAUGGGGGUAUAAAAGCUGCGCCAUUGGAGCAAACCAAGCCAAACGGCCUAGCCACCCUAGAGGCAGAACCCCAAGGUGUAAUCAACGUCAUCCAUGGCAUCGUUGAACCAGCAAGGGUCUGCGAGCUCAGAGGGAUGAUUAAGAAAGCCGAGCACAUGAGGGAAAUGCUCUUCAUUCGGCCCGCUGUGAAGAAAGGGAAGACCGAGGAGAAGGACAUUCUUACCUUUUCGAGCAGGGACUUGGAGCGGAUCCAGAUGCCGCACGAUGACGCCCUAGUGGUAACUCUUUGCGUCAAAGACUUUGACAUCAAGAGGAUCUUGAUUGACCAGGGAAGUUCGGUCGAAAUUAUGUACUAUGACGCGUUCAAACAAAUGAAGUUGGAGGACAAGGACUUGGCCCCUGCGACGUCCCCUUUGGUUGGCUUCAACUCUCAGCCAGAGUGGCUGGUAGGGAAGAUCAUACUGCUGGUCAAAGCGGGUUCAGUCACAAAGCAAGUAGAGUUCUGGGUGCUCAAAGUCCCAUCCACCUAUAACUUAAUUUUAGGCAGGGGCUGGUUGCACACCAUGCAAGCAGUAGCGUCGACUUACCAUCAGGUCUUGCGCUUCCCGGCGCCAAACGGACAAAUAGAGGAAGUUUGGGGAGACCAGGUGAUGGCGAAACAAUGCUUCGUUACAGUAAAUGGCAACCGAGCAGCUAAAGGAUUUGUCCAAAUGAUUGAGGGACCCGAGGGAAAGGAGGUCCUUGAAGACGUAGGAAGAAAGGCCGAGGAAAAAUCGGUCGAGGAUUUGGUGGAGGUGCGCAUCGACGAGAAUGACCCAACUAAGUUCUUCCUCUUGGGAUCAUCUUUGUCUAGCGCCGAACGGUUGGAUUAUGCCAACUUUUUGGUUUCCAACAUGGAGGCUUUUGCGUGGACGCCUUACGAUAUCCCUGGCGUCGACCCUAACUUCAUUUGCCAUCAGUUGAACGUCUUCCCAAAUGCGCAGCCGGUCAUUUAG